AUGAAACGAAAGGCAGAGCCAGACACGGAAGAGAUGACGUCAUCAAAAGGCCCGUCAACCUCGAAAAAGUUAGCACCAGAUACAAAUAAUGACUUUAUAAAUGAAACGAGUCGCCGAGCACGUGGCAACUGGGCUUGUCUUGCCGAAAAGAUGCGUCGAACGACGCGACCGCCACGCCGUGCGAAAAAAUCGGAUCGAAGUCUACGCUCAACGUUGCGUCUCUUCUCGAUGACAUCGUCAGAUUCAGAAGCCGAAGACGAUGUGUACUCGUUAUGUGUGCGUGACUCACCGUUCUGUAUUGACAUAGCGCUGCCUGAGGAUCGGACGUCUUUACGUCACAUCGCUGGCUUCGACAACACCGGCAACGUGCGCAUAUGGCCGGGAGGUGAGGCGCUCGCUUACUACUUGUCAAUCCGACCGCCGCUGGUGUCGGGUAAAUUGGUGCUGGAGCUAGGAGCAGGUCUCAUUGGACUACCGGGUUUUAUUGCUGCCAUCUACGCAACACGGGUCAGAAUUACGGACGGCAAUGAGCAUUCAGUAGCGUCUCUCCGAGAUAUCGCCAAGCGAAAUCCGCUCCCAAACGUUGAAAUCGAGCUCUUGAGAUGGGGAGCCGGGCCAGAUGAGAAGAAAUUCGACCUUAUUCUAGCCGCAGAUUGUGUAUUUUUUGCAGAGUAUCAUGAAGAUUUGGUCUCUGUGCUCAAAGCAGCUGACGAUGUCGUGCAAAGGCUUCGCGAGGAUGGUGUAGGGCAAACUUCGUUCCAUCCAGAUGUGAUAGCCCAAGUGAGCGCAUUGAUAUGGGACACCGUGACUGGUGACUGGACCACUGAUCUCCUUGCUUUUUCCAGCCAUGCUGGACGCCAGAAUGUGAAUGCUGCAGAUGUAGCUCUUCUAAUGAGAAGGAAUAAGCAACUGCUGAACAUGGUCUCCAAAGCUGCGGACAUUGAUCUGGGUGAUUUUGAGCGUCCAGUAACGAAACGACAGCGUCUAAACGGCAAGGAACUAGGCAACAGCAGACGAGGCUCUCGUGCGAGAUUGGGGACCAAAAAUGGCGCUGCGUCAUUGCGAGCGGCUAGAUUGACGCCGCUCUCGAAUUUGGACGAAAAUUCUCGCUCCUCACCUUCAGCAGAGAAAAAGAGACAAAACGAAGAUGAAGUUAUGGUUUUCGAUGAUAUGGAAGAUGCAGAAGAAAAAGAGAGUUUUGACAAAGUUGCUCUGGUUAUGGGUGCUGUGCUGGAAGGAUCUAAACACAGUAGGAUGCAAAAUGAAGAAAAUAUACGUCUUUCUUCUAUGGACAUCUUACCUACACUAGAGGAGCCUCCGCUGUGUGCUAGCACACCCUUUUCACCAGCGCCCACACUACGGAGAUCUCAGCGAAAGAAAUUGGAUAACCCAGGCAUUGACAGCAGUGCCCAGGGAUCGUCUAAGGUCCCCAAAAAUGUCAGCAGUGGAAUUUCUACACCUGUGAAGCAAGCUCUCGAUAUGAAAACAAAUAAGUGUAUGAUUGAUGAGAGCACACCAUCGAAAUCAAGCAUCUGCUCCGAGAAGAAGACAGCGAGUCCUGACUUAUUUAAUACUCCUUUGAAAGAAAAUAGUUCUGAUGGGUUUGAUGAUCUGUUUGACAUUCCUGACAAGAUACAGCAGGCCGAGACUUCCAAGAAUAAGGGAAAGAACAUCGGUCCCGUUGCAAGAUCAAAUGACGGAUGGUCAGUGAAAUUUUCGGAGUUCUCCUUUUUCGAUGAUGAACCACAAAAGCUGCAACCAGAUGGUGAGGAAGAUCGGCAAUCUUCUAUCCCAAAGUCAAGCCGUCCGACUCCAUGCAAUAGUGGUGGCAGUGAGCAGCUGUCUACAACUCCGAAGCUUACCAACAGCGCGGUGUCUGAAGUCAGGAACUCGCGAUCUAACGCUGCAACUUCGAAGAUGAUUAGGCUUAGUAACUCGAAACGCAGAAAUCGGCUGGAAACGCCUACAACAACACCAAAAAGCGGGUUUGGUGCGACUAAGUCGGAUGCAAGAAAGAGCGCGGAAAGGGUGGAAAAUUCCAAGAAAACCAUUGUGUUGGAUGAGUUUGAUUCUGAUGAAGAGUUUUUCGCUCUGAAGUUACUGACCUUAAGGUCUUGCAUGUCUUGUGAGGCCUCCACCAGCCACGCAGACCAGUGCGAACACGAUCACAAUGGGAUUGCGCUAGGACCAGAAACAGAGCUGGACAGUGAGAUCAAAGAAGCCGAAAAAAUUUUGAAUGCAUUCCUCAGUUAUGGUUUACAUGGCCGAGAAGUGGCCCUCAGAACUAUGAUGUCUUACAAGCAACUUUCACCUGAUCACAAAAGCAUUAUACUCAAAUCACACAAUGACCAUAUGCGAAAGGUGCUCGAAUGUGUAGAUCACAACCAGGAAGUUCUUCAAAGAAUUGUGAUGUAUGGUAUGAACGUGUUCGGCGAGGAGUUCGCUGAGAAGACAUGGAAAAUAAGACAGAAACGGCGUCCUGAUCCACACUACAUGGGGAAAGUUCUGAGUACUUUAAGGCAGAUUGUGAGAGAGUGGAGUCUCGAAGGUAAAUCUGAACGUGAGGCCACCUUUGUGCCCCUUGUAGAGGUGCUGCGGAAAAAAUAUCCUGACCGGGACUUGAGAGGAGCGGUAAAAAUAAUGGUACCUGGCUCGGGGCUUGGUAGGCUGGCCUUUGACCUAGCAGAGGAAGGUUUUACUGUGGAAGGCAACGAAUAUAGCAUGAUCAUGUUGAUGACGUCAUCAUUCCUGUUGAACGGCUGCCUGAAGGAAAACGAGCACUUCAUAUACCCAUAUACUCUCGAUAAAAGCAAUUGCUGGUCAUAUGCUGAUCAAACGAGACCAGUCUACUUUCCAGACACUGGGAAGACGCAAAGGGAGGUCCCCUUGAACUUCUCCAUGAUUGCGGGAGACUUUCUGGAAGUGACUAAGUCGAGAUGCGAAACAUUUGAUUGUGUGGUAACGGCAUGGUUCAUCGAUACAGCGAAGAAUGUUAUUGAUUAUAUAGAAACCAUCUACCGGCUACUGAAACCGGGAGGUUUUUGGUUGAAUGUCGGCCCACUCACCUAUCACUACGAGGACAUGCUAGACGAGAUGUCGAUCGAACUUCCAUACGAGGAGAUAAUGAGAAUUGUGCAGCUGACAGGUUUCGAAGUUGUGAAAGAGGAAAGAAUCACCAGCUACUAUACAAGAAACCGUUUGUCAAUGUUACAGAAUCAGUAUACUUGCGCAUUUUUUGAAGCUCUCAAAACCGCCAAAGGUGUUAAAAUGGCGAGUCCCUCAAAAGCGAGCCCACCAACAGAGGGGCCUGUUGAUUCCUAGCUAAUCUAGUAGACCGUGACAGUAAAAAAUCUUUGUAUCGAAAUUUUGAGUUCGUCAAUUGUCAUUAAUGUAC
Cylicocyclus nassatus is the source of this 3394-nucleotide messenger RNA. The record is from the annotation of a GenBank genome assembly. NCBI's taxonomy places the organism in Eukaryota, Metazoa, Nematoda, Chromadorea, Rhabditida, Strongylidae.